Messenger RNA from Eruca vesicaria subsp. sativa (arugula), 609 nucleotides. The record is from the annotation of a GenBank genome assembly. Lineage: Eukaryota; Viridiplantae; Streptophyta; Magnoliopsida; Brassicales; Brassicaceae.
AUGACAUGGAACAAGAUGAUCAUUAUUCACCAUACAUGUUUGACGUUCAUUUCCAGCACACAGAAAAAUGUUGAAACAACCAAUGAUGAUAUUCAUCUAGGUGGAAUAGAUGAUUAUGGCCGAACCUCAUACCCUUAUGUCAAUCUUAAUUUAAGUACAUCUGAUGAAGAGGAACCAAAACUUUCAAGGCCAGAUGUUCAUUCUGGAAGAGAAGCUCAUACUGGUGGAAGAUUUCAACGGAUGGAAAAAUCUCGUGGACAACUACUAGAUGUUAUGCGCUCAUGUCAUAAUACAGAACCAACAUAUGGUGAUGCACUUGUCAUACUCAAAUCUUUGCCUAUCAAGCCAAUGGAUACAUUUUGGUGGGAAGAAAACAAGUUGUUUAUGAACGAUGAAGAUAUUCGUGAUGGAUUUAUGAAAUUAAGAAGCGAAGAGAAUAAAUUUCGGCACUUGGAGAGGUUAUCCGGAGUUGAUAGAUAUGGAAAUCCUUGUGAGCUUGUUAAUCUACGAGUUGCAAGCAGCACAAGUAGAAGUGGUCAUGUGGUGGAGGGUCUGUGGGAGGAGGUUCUAAUGGUGGAGGAUCUAAUGGAGAUCAAAGAUUUUUCUUAG